Molecule: messenger RNA, 1175 nt
Organism: Paramuricea clavata
Lineage: Eukaryota; Metazoa; Cnidaria; Anthozoa; Malacalcyonacea; Plexauridae
Source: the annotation of a GenBank genome assembly
AUGGAAUCAGCCAAAUUAAUGUUACAGUCAGGUUACAAGAUUCCAGUACUUGGAUUGGGUACAUGGAAAAGCAAGCCAGGUGUCGUUGGCAAUGCUGUAAAAACAGCCAUUGAUUGUGGCUACAAACACAUUGACUGUGCUGCUGUUUAUGGUAAUGAGAAGGAGAUAGGAGUUGCCUUAGCAGAGAAAAUUGGAAAGGUAUAUAAACAAUAUACUAGGUAGACAAAUCAAACCAACAGUGGUAAAUGAGUUAGAUCAAUUGAAGUUAACAACCCCCUGCCCCAAAUUAUGGGGUUGUAUACUUCAAGGGUACUUGAAGUGACUCCCCCAAAAUAUUACUAUCAAUAAUACAACUUUUGUUUAGAUUCUUUUUUGUAUUUGGUGGUUCCUAAAGGAACCAGUUUUUAUUAUUUCUUUGUCUUCAAUCGAUCGUGUACUUGAUAGCGAUGUCUUCCAAGAUGCAUUGAACUUGUCUUCACCUCAUAAACCUAUCCAGAUACCGGGCAACAUAUCUCGUCUCACGCCUCUCGUGGUCUUCAAUUUAACUUUACAACGGCAGUCCUUGAAACUCAGGUAGGCAUUUGGCAACGCCGACCUAAAUGCCGACCUGCAAAGCGAUAUAUGUAGAUUUAGGUCGGCAAAAUUUUGCCGACCUACUUUCAAAUACGUCUCUUCAAAUACGUUUUCCGCGAACGCAUCUUUCACAUACGCAUUUUCAACGAGCUUGCGUAGUAGUCACAUUGCAGUUUCAUUGUUAAAAACUUUGAAAAGUAAACAUACGUGUUAAAAUCGUCGAGCUUCAAGAUUUAAGCGAAAGUAGGCAUGGUAAUAAAGUAGUGUACGGUCUGUCACAACAUUUGGUCACAACAUGCAUGCACUGUUCGAUUGGAGUUCAUACAUUUUGUUUGUUGUUUUGAUUGCUAUAUAUUGGCAUUGAUUGCAAUUAAUUGCUGUUUAUAAAUACACGUAUUUGCAGCAAGCAAAUUAAAUUUUCAUUUGGAUAUUUUCUAUUUGUUUGAAAAUAUUUGCCGACCUAGAUUGAGAAUUAUCGCUUUUAGGUCGGCAACCUGAAAUUUCGGGAGUUUCAAGGACUGCAACAGUUCCAGUAUGACUCGAUAAAUUUUGUGUGUGAACACGGCCCAUCACAGGAUCGACAAAAACCAGCGAAUGGUUGA